AUGGCGAUGCCCUCGGUGAUGAAGGAUGAACAGGGUCGUCCCUUUAUCGUUGUUCGAGACCAGGGAAGGAAGAAGAGACAACAUGGCACUGAGGCUGUGAAGUCGCACAUUGUCGCCGCCAAGACGGUGGCCAACAUCGUCAAGACCUCUCUGGGCCCUCGUGGUUUGGACAAGAUCUUGAUUUCCCCGGAUGGCGAUAUCACUGUUACCAACGACGGCGCAACCAUUCUCGGCCAGAUGGAAAUAACCAACAAUGUUGCGAAGUUGCUUGUUGAGCUCUCCAAGUCGCAGGAUGAGGAAAUAGGUGACGGAACAACUGGUGUCGUGGUGUUGGCAGCUGCCAUGCUGGAGCAAGCUUCAGAUUUGAUUGACAAGGGCAUACACCCCAUCCGGAUAGCCGACGGAUACGACCAGGCCUGUGAGAUCGCCAUUGCAGAGCUAGAUAAGAUUAGCGACGAGAUCCCCUUUUCACGCGAAGAUACUAGCAACCUUCUUAAGGUGGCUAAGACCAGUUUGGGCAGCAAGAUUGUUUCUAAGUCUCACGAUCAGUUUGCGAAGAUUGCUGUCGAUGCUGUGCUCUCAGUGGCCGACCUCGAGCGCAAGGAUGUCGACUUCGAGUUGAUCAAGGUGGAUGGCAAGGUUGGAGGUGCCCUUGAGGACUCUCUGCUUGUCAAUGGUGUUAUUGUCGACAAGGAUUUCUCCCACCCUCAGAUGCCUGACGAGGUUCAGGACGCCAAACUGGCUAUUUUGACCUGUCCCUUUGAGCCCCCGAAGCCCAAGACCAAGCACAAGCUUGAUAUCACUUCCGUCGAGGAAUUCAAAAAGCUCCAGGAGUAUGAGCAGGAGAAAUUCACCGAGAUGAUUCAGAAACUUAAAGAUUCAGGUGCCAACCUGGUCAUCUGCCAAUGGGGUUUCGAUGAUGAAGCCAACCACUUGCUUCUUCAGAACAAGCUGCCCGCAGUCCGAUGGGUUGGUGGCCCUGAGAUCGAGCUGAUUGCCAUCGCUACAAACGGCCGUAUUGUGCCACGUUUUGAGGACCUGACUGCCGACAAGCUGGGCACUGCCGGUCGUGUCCGCGAGAUGACCUUUGGUACCACACGAGAGAAGAUGCUGGUCAUUGAGGAGUGCGCCAACAGCCGGGCGGUUACUGUUUUCAUCCGCGGUAGCAACAAGAUGAUUAUCGAUGAGGCCAAGCGCUCACUACACGAUGCUCUGUGCGUGGUCCGCAACCUUGUCCGUGAUAACCGCGUGGUGUAUGGUGGUGGUGCUGCCGAGAUUGCUUGCUCUCUGGCCGUGGAGGAUGCCGCCGUCAAGAGCCCCGGUAUUGAGCAGUAUGCCAUGCGCGCCUUCGCCGACGCUCUCGAUGCUGUGCCAUUGGCGCUCUCUGAGAACUCCGGCCUCAGCCCCAUUGAGACUCUCGCCUCCAUCAAGUCUCGUCAAGUCAAGGAGAAGAACUCUCGUCUUGGUGUUGACUGCAUGCUGACUGGCAGCAACGAUAUGCGGGACCACUUUGCUAUUGACCCUCUCAUCGGAAAGCGCCAGCAGCUUCUGCUUGCCACUCAGCUUUGCCGCAUGGUUCUCAAGAUCAACAACGUGAUCAUCUCCGGCGAUGAGGAUGCUGAAUUUUAA
Messenger RNA from Penicillium macrosclerotiorum, 1629 nucleotides. RefSeq names its product chaperonin-containing T-complex subunit CCT5. The transcript has 10 exons. Bases 1 to 1629 code for a protein of 542 amino acids. The record is from RefSeq and is a predicted model, not a curated record. Gene Ontology annotation, cellular component: chaperonin-containing T-complex. Gene Ontology annotation, biological process: protein folding. NCBI's taxonomy places the organism in Eukaryota, Fungi, Ascomycota, Eurotiomycetes, Eurotiales, Aspergillaceae. Gene Ontology annotation, molecular function: ATP binding; ATP-dependent protein folding chaperone; ATP hydrolysis activity.